CCUCAUCCUGGUUAUGACGUAUUUGGUCCCGUCGUGCCGUGCGGCUGUGCUCUCCUUUGGUUGACCCCGCCGCAGCCAUGCCGAUGAAGGGCCGGUUCCCGAUUCGCAGGACGCUGCAGUAUUUACAGAGCGGAGACAUCGUGUUCAAGACCAACGUGAAGGUCAUGACCGUGAAUUAUAACACGCACGGAGAGCUAGGGGAGGGCGCCAGGAAGUUUGUGUUCUUCAACAUUCCACAAAUCCAAUACAAGAAUCCAUGGGUGCAGGUUGUAAUGUUUAAAAACAUGACUCCAUCACCUUUUCUAAAAUUUUAUUUAGACAGUGGAGAGCAAGUUUUGGUUGAUGUUGAAGAGAAAACCAACACAGAAAUUUUGCAGCACAUUAAGAAAAUAUUGGGAAAGACUGAAGAGACUUUGAAAGAAGAGGAACAGGCAAAGAUGCGCAAGUCUAAUCCAGCCAACUUUGGGCCACGGAAGUACCACCUUCGAGAGUGCAUGUGUGAGGUGGAGGGGCAGGUUCAGUGUCCUGGAUUUGUCCCAUUGCCAAAGGAAAUGACUGGGAAGUACAAAGCCAAACUAAAAGAAGGCACAGAAGUGUGAGCCUCAAAUUUAACUGCACUGGUCACAGACCAGUAAAGGACUUGUGACUUCAAGGACUUACCUGGGAAUUCCCUUCCUCUUUCACAGCGUACAGAAACUUGUUGGAGCCACUUGCAGGUUGGUCAGAUUUAUCAUUGAAGUGUACAGUAUUCCCCGUACUGGCCAAAACCAGCCCAGCAACAAACUGCCAAAGAAACCCAGAGCCUUUUGGGCAAAUCUAUGGUAUGGGAAUACACAAUGACUAUUUUUUCUUUUCUCAAAAUGUUUUUGUAACGUUUAUUUAAAUUAAAUUGUACGGAUUGUUAUAUU
Messenger RNA from Pelobates fuscus (common spadefoot toad), 908 nucleotides. It is a transcript of the gene MRPS25, whose product is annotated as mitochondrial ribosomal protein S25. The transcript has 4 exons. Gene Ontology annotation, cellular component: mitochondrion. NCBI's taxonomy places the organism in Eukaryota, Metazoa, Chordata, Amphibia, Anura, Pelobatidae. The coding region runs from base 78 to 599 and encodes 173 amino acids. The record is from RefSeq and is a predicted model, not a curated record. Gene Ontology annotation, molecular function: structural constituent of ribosome.